AACGUACCCUGUCGUGAGCAUGGUCGUGACCAUACAUCCUGUAUACAUCCUCUCAGGGCCGACUGCUUCCCGGAAACGAACCUUAAUUCUAAAAGAAACAUGGCGACUUUGUCUGUUAGCCGGGCACCUCUUGGAGGUUUCAGUUUCGAAAACUGUAAAAGAAAUGCAGUUUUGGAAGCCGAUUCUGCAAAGCUGGGAUCCAGCGUACCUGCAGCACGCAAAACUGGUACCACAAUCUGUGGUAUUGUUUUCAAGGAUGGGAUUGUCCUUGGGGCAGACACCAGAGCUACUGAAGGAAUGAUCGUGGCAGACAAGAACUGCUCAAAGAUCCACUACAUUUCACCCAAUAUUUAUUGCUGCGGGGCCGGCACGGCUGCGGACACGGAGAUGACCACCCAGAUCAUAUCCUCCAACCUAGAGUUGCACGGCCUUUCCACCGGCAGGCUGCCUCGCGUUGCUACAGCUAACCGCAUGCUCAAGCAGAUGCUUUUCAGGUACCAGGGCUACAUCGGCGCUGCUCUUGUGCUUGGGGGCGUGGACUGUAUGGGCCCCCACCUGUACAGCAUCUACCCCCACGGCUCCACGGACAAGUUGCCCUAUGUCACCAUGGGUUCUGGGUCCCUUGCAGCGAUGGCAGUAUUUGAGGAUCGCUACAAGCCCGAUAUGGAGGUGGAAGAGGCCAAGAGGCUCGUGCGUGAUGCUAUCGCUGGAGGAAUCUUCAAUGAUCUGGGCUCCGGUAGCAACAUUGACCUGUGUGUCAUCACCAAAGGCAACGUGGAUUACAUCAGGCCCCACGAUGAGGCUAACAAGAAGGGUGUCAGAGUAAAUGAGCUUGAAACCUUAUGCCAGUAAGUAAAAUGUGUUCCCUAGAAGUACAAAGUUGGCACGGUCCAUCUCACCUGCCUCUAAUAUUGUGCUGUGUUUUGUGUACUAAUCCUUUAACUGAAAGUUUUACGUUUUUUCGUCGUUCAUUUCUACUUACCUCAAGUCACUUAACUAACUUGCAUGCGAGUUCCCAGAGUUAAAUCGGUGUGCUGUGAUCUUGAUGGAUGGGUUUUUAUGAUGUGUCAAUUCAAAUGCCAAUUAUAAAUGGUCUAUAUUUAACCAUUACCUUGUUUAAAAAAAUAUGGAUCCUCAACACUAGGUUGUUCACUGUAGAAA
Molecule: messenger RNA, 1161 nt
Organism: Gadus macrocephalus (Pacific cod)
Lineage: Eukaryota; Metazoa; Chordata; Actinopteri; Gadiformes; Gadidae
Gene: psmb7
Product: proteasome 20S subunit beta 7
Exons: 8
Coding region: 100-852 (250 amino acids)
Cellular component (GO): proteasome core complex
Molecular function (GO): threonine-type endopeptidase activity
Source: RefSeq, a predicted model, not a curated record